Messenger RNA from Trichechus manatus latirostris (Florida manatee), 4486 nucleotides. RefSeq names its product TNF alpha induced protein 2 (gene TNFAIP2). Gene Ontology annotation, molecular function: SNARE binding. The transcript is spliced from 12 exons. Bases 145 to 2229 code for a protein of 694 amino acids. The record is from RefSeq and is a predicted model, not a curated record. NCBI's taxonomy places the organism in Eukaryota, Metazoa, Chordata, Mammalia, Sirenia, Trichechidae. Gene Ontology annotation, cellular component: exocyst. Gene Ontology annotation, biological process: exocyst localization; exocytosis.
UGGGGGAGGAGCGAGCUGCGUUGAGAAGGGAAGCUGGUGCGGAGCGAGCCGGGAAAUUCCUGAAUGACAUGUCCCUCUCCAGAGCACAGGGAUUCUUAGUCCGCGCAAAAGGGAAGGCAUCCGCUGCCAGUCUGAGCCAGGGUGAUGCUGAAGAUGAUGACCUUCUUCCAGGGCCUCCCGGGUGAGCGGCCUGUGCCAGGGGCUGUUGACUUCCCCAGAAGCCCCCAGAAGCUGCCCUCCACAUCGGAGGGGGAGUCUGAGGCCUCCAUGUCAGAGGCCUCCUCUGAGGACCUGGUGCCAUCCCCGGAGACGGGGGCAGCUCUGGAGAGGGACGAGGAGAGGGCUGCAAAGAAGGAGAAGAAGAAGAAGUCAAAAGGGCUGUCCAGCAUGCUCAAGGUCUUCAAAGGGAGGAGGAAGAAGGGCCAGCCCAGCUCGGUGGAGCCGGAGGCUGAGCCAAACGCCAGCCCGGGGCUGGACAGCAGGCUGCCCACAGUGGAGGAGCUGAAGGUGGACCUGGAGCACGGGCGGCUGGAGGCGGCGCGGCCGCUGCUAGCGCUGGAGCGGGAGCUGCUGGAGACGGCGGCGGCGGGCCGCCUGAGCGACCAAGAGCUGGUGCGGCGCCAGAGCAAGGUGGAGGCGCUGUACGCGCUACUGCGCGACCAGGUGCUGGGUGUGCUGCGGCGCCCCCUGGAGGCUGCGCCCGAGCAGCUGCGCCAGGCGCUGGCCGUGGUGGCCGAGCAGGAGCUCGAGGACCGCCAGGUGGCGGCGGGGCCCGGGGGCUCGGCGCUGGCGCCCACGCGUCCACGGCACUGGCUGCAGCUGUGGCGCCGCGGCGUGACCCAGGCGGCCGAGGAGCGGCUGAGCCAGCCAGUGGCCACGGGCGCCGAGGGCCCCUCGGCGGCGGAGCGCACCUUCCUGCACAUGGGCCGCACCAUGAAGGAGGACCUGGAGGCCGUGGUGGAGCGGCUCAAGCCACUCUUCCCCGCCGAGUUCCACGUGGUGGCGGCCUACGCCGAGAGCUACCACCAGUACUUCGCGGCCCAGCUGGCCGCCAUGGCGCAGUUCGAGCUGUGCGAGCGUGACACCUACAUGCUACUGGUCUGGGUGCAGAACCUCUACCCUAAUGACAUCAUCAACAGCCCUAAACUGGCAGGUGAGCUGCAGGGUAUCAGGCUGGGGAGCCUCCUGCCCCCUAAGCAGAUCCGGCUGCUGGAGGCCACAUUUCUGUCCAAUGAGGUGGCCAAUGUGAAGGAGCUGAUGGCCAGGGCCCUGGAGCUGGAGUCACAGCGCUGGGCCCAGGAUGUGCCCCCACAGAGGUUAGAUGGCCACUGUCACAGCGAGCUCGCCAUUGAUGUCAUCCAGAUCGUCUCCCAGAGUCAGGCCAAGGCCGAGAGCAUCACCUCUGACCUGGGCGUGCAGAUAAGGCAGGUGCUGCUGCUGGAGCUGGCUGGAUUCCUUAGGAGCUACCAGCGUGCCUUUGACGACUUUCUGGAGAGGUACAAACAGCUGAAAAAUUACAGGGCCAAUGUCAUCGCCAACAUCAACAACUGCCUGUCCUUCCGGGCAUCUGUGGAGCAGAGGUGGCAGACACUACAGGACACCCACAGCCACCUGCUAGUCCCUCUGAACGAGAUCAAGACUCAUGGCUUCGACUCCCUGCUUCAGAACCUGUUCUUGGACCUGAAGCCGCUGUUCAAGAGGUUCACGCAGACCCGCUGGUCAGCCCCGGUGGAGAUCCUGGAGGAAAUCCUCGCCACCGUGAGUGAGAGGCUGCCUGAGUUCUCAGAACUGCAAGACUCCGUCCGGAAGGAGCUCAUGGAGGCUGUGCAUCUGCACCUGGUGAAGGAGUACAUCAUCCGCCUCAGCAAGCGGCGCCUGAUCCUCAAGACAGCGGAGCAGCAGCAGCAGCUGGCACGGCACAUCCUCAGCAACGCUGACCUCAUCCAUUGCUUCUGCACUCAGAACGGCUCCUCCGCGAACUGGCUGAGUCUUGCCCUCCCCAGGCUGGCUGAGAUCAUCUGCCUGCAAGACCUCAACGCCAUCAAGAUUGAGGUGGCCACUUAUGUCACCUGGUACCCUGACUUCAGCAAAGGCCACCUGAAUGCCAUCCUGGCUAUCAAGGGGAAUCUGUCAAGCAGUGAAGUCCGGAGCAUCCGCAGCAUCCUGGACAUCAACACUGGCCCGCACGAAUCCACCCAUCCCCUAUUUUCGCUCAUAAGGGUUGGUUAGCUUUUCCUGCAACCUGACCUGCUUUGAGCGUCCGCGGGCACCAUGUACCAUUCCACUUGAGGCCACCUGUUGAGACCAGUGCCGGCUCGAUGGCUUCUCACAGGCCUCUGCCUUCUGCUGCUGCUCCUGCCCAGCCCCGGCCAAGACGCAAGCCCCUGGGCGGCUGGAGUGGACAGACCCCCCUGCCUCUCUGUCCUGUGGGGGUAGGGGCACCCAUCCCGGGGAGCCGACCAGGCAAUGCUGAAGAAAACACUUUGUAAACGAUAGUUUAUCAUGCGUGUGUAAAAGGAGUGGGCUAGGAGGGGGAGUGGCCAGGGUUCAGGGACCCUGGCCACCUGCCAUCAUGUGGACCGCCCAUGGUCUGCCUCGUAGCUGUCCUCUCCUUGGGUGGAUCUGAGUCUUCUUCCCAGUUCCCUGGGGCUGGGCCGAGUCUCAUCAUCCUGCCUCCGACGGCCAGGGCCAAGGUGAGCCAGGUUCAGCAAGUCUGUGGAUUGGAGGCGUGAGUGGAAGAGAAAGGAGGAAGAGAUGAGCUCUCACCUGCAGCCUGGAAAGGUCUUUAACUGCCCCACAGGGGGACAGGGGUUUGUGGGGUCACAGAGCGAGUUGGGGGCAAAGUCAACAUCAGAGCCCCCCUCCAGACUGCCCCUGGAACUUAGGCUGCCCCCUCUGCAGGCCUCCCACCACCCAAUGCUCUCCAAGGGUAGUCCCAGGUGGCCUUGGCAUCCACCACACCUGGGCCAGGGACACCCUGGUGUUCUCAGGAUCACCUGCCCCCAUACAGAGGCAGGCCCCAGAGGUGCUUUAUGGACCCUGCCGCUUAACACUCACCUCUCUCGGAAGUCUGGCAGAGGCCUGGGCUGGGGGAGGGCAAGCUUGCCUUCUGAUCCCUUGGACUCUGCAUGAAUUUUCUAUUGCUGCUGUAACAAAUGACCACAAACUUAGUGGUUUAAAACAAGAGCUUAUUAUCUCACAACCUGGAGGUCAGAAGUCUGAAAUGGGUCUCACUGGGCUAAAAUCAAGGUGUUAGCAGGACCGCAUCCCUUCUGGAGACUCUGAAGGAUAAUCCAUUUCCGUGCCUUUUCCAGCUUCUGGAGGCCGCGUGCGUUCCUUGGCUCGUGGCACCCUUCCAUAUUUAAGGCCAGCAACGUGGGCCCAGUGCUCACUCUGCUGUUCCUCUGGCUCCCUCUUCUACUUUUCAGGAUCCUUGUGGUGACAUCGGGCCCUCCUGGAUAACCCAGGGUCACCUCCCCAUUUUAAGGUCACCUGAUCGUUGUUGUUAGUUGCCAUUGAGUUGAUUCCAACUGAUAGAGACCCUGUGAAACUGCCCCACAGGGUUUCCUAGACUGUGGUCUUUAUGGCAGCAGAUAGCCAGUUUGUUUUCCUGUUUUUUUUUUAGAUCUCCUGGUUUUUUCUCCCAUGGAGCCAUUGGUGGGUGAACAGAUGACCUUUCGGGUAGCAGCUGAGUGCUUAACCAUUGCUCUGCCAGGGCUCCUUAGUCCCCUGAUUCGCAACCUGAAUUCCCCCUUGCCAUGAAAUCUAACAUACCCACAGGUUCCUGGGAAUAGGAUGUGGACGUCUUUGGGGGCCAUUGUUCUGCCUACCACAACCUCCAUCCCUCCCCUACCCUUGGGGACCCUCAGGUGGGGCACAGGACUGAGGGUCCCUCCUAGACCUCUGCUUACCACCAAGGUCCUGCUCAACCCUGGGCCAGAAAGCUCCCUCUCAGCCUAGGAGGGGGCAGUUUAUGCCCCUGAAGGUGCCGUGGGGGCUCUGGAGCCAGAGCUCUUGGGGUUGCCCCGUCUUCCCGGUACAGUCUUUCAAAGCCUCGGCCAGGAACUGGCCUGUGUGAGUGUGCACAGAGGCCUUUGUACAUUUGUAAGGAGUUUGUGCGUUUGAUGUUAUUAACAUUAUUUUUUGAUAGUACUGCUUUUAUACGAGUAUACUCAGGAUGGAACCUGGGUUUCUAUAGCUUGAUAUAAAGCUGAUUUCAAAAGUGGCUGUUGAGUGGCUCAUUUUGGGAGAUGCAAAGUGGUGGUGGGUUGGGAGUUCCCUACUCCCAGCUGGGGGCAUUUUUAGCAUCUUUCUCAGCCUCUUGGAGUCUGGGUGAACCCUGUCCUCCCAGGCUCUGUGUCCAAUCCCCAGUCUGGCCAGCCCCAGAGGCCUGCAGGGUCCACACUGCCCCCUGAGCCUGAGCUUGGAGGGUCAGCCUGCAGCCAUGCCAGUCACUACACCCCUCUGUGCCUCGGUUUCUUCACCU